Messenger RNA from Suillus fuscotomentosus, 1530 nucleotides. RefSeq lists its product as uncharacterized. The record is from RefSeq and is a predicted model, not a curated record. Lineage: Eukaryota; Fungi; Basidiomycota; Agaricomycetes; Boletales; Suillaceae. Gene Ontology annotation, molecular function: protein binding. Bases 1 to 1530 code for a protein of 509 amino acids. The transcript has 3 exons.
AUGCAGCCCUCUUUAACCCUGAAUUCUAUGAGCAGCACCAUAUUUGCAAACUGCAGCAAGGCAAAAUUGGAUCAAUUGCUAUGGGAGGAAGCCCUUCUUGAUGUGCAAAAGGUCAUUGAGCUCGAGCCUUCCUCUCAUGUUGGAUAUCAGUUGAAGCACAUGGCGCUUCACGGCACACAACACUAUAUUGAAGCAAUCGAGGCCUUGAAGAUGAUGCUUGCGAAAUUGGCCAAACUGCGCGACAAGUCUGUCAGUCCCUCUGAAGCAGAGUGUGCCAUUCGAAAGGUCAUAAACAUUCAGCUUGACCCCACACCACUUCAAAUGCUUGACACAACUACCAGGAUCUUAUGUGAUCGAGAGGCACAAAUAAACACCUUCAAAAUGACCACAGAGUACAAGCAGCUUCGAUUAUCGAUUAUGAAGCAUGCAGAUAUCCCAAUGGGGUGCAUCACAGACACGGUGGCGAUGUACUUCCAUUAUGUCAUGUUAUCCCAUCGAUGGGGUGAGAACGAGCCGCUGCUGCAUGACAUCCAAGACAAGAUCGUGUACAAGUUGAAUGCAGCCGGUCUCAUGAAGUUGCAGUCAUUUUGCAAAGUUGUCCUUCAAGUGGGAUUUCACUGGGCCUGGGUUGACAUGUGUUGCAUCGAUCAGAAAAACCAUGUCGAGCUCCAAAAAUCACUCAACUCCGCAUUUUCCUGGUAUCACAAUUCUGCGUUCACGGUUGUCUACCUCUCAGAUGUCCCAUCUUUGUCCAAGUCUGGGGCACUGGCUAAGAGCGUCUGGAACACCCAAGGAUGGACUGUUCCGGAGUUCCUCGCUCCUAAAGUCAUUCGCUUCUACCAACAGGAUUGGACUCCAUACCUCGAUGACAUCUCUUUCAACCACAAGGAGUCUGUGGAGAUCAUGCAUGAAUUGGAGGAUGCGACAGGCAUAGAUGCAUGUGCUCUUGUUGCCUUUCAACCAGGCAUGAAAGAUGUCCGAGAGAAGUUACAAUGGGCGUCUAUGUGUGUCACCACUGUGCCAGAAGACAUUGCAUACUCAUUGUUUGGUAUCUUUGGCAUUCAGUUACCCAUCCUUUACGGCAAAAAUGCGCAAAAUGCGCUCGGGCAACUCCUGCAAGAGAUCGUGGCUCGUUCAUGGGACAUCACUGUCCUCGACUGGGUCAGACAACCAUCCAAGUUCAAUAGUUGUCUUCCAGCUGACAUCACCACAUAUGCAGCUCCGCCAUGCAUCCUACUAUAUUUGUCUGAAGAUGAGAUCCAGACAGCAAUCUCUUUGCUACGACACACUGUAGCUAUGGAUAAAGCUUUGAAACUUUACAACCAGCUCAACAACAUGAGCUAUCCUGGCUUCGCGAAUUGCAGGCUGCGUCUGCCUUGCAUCGUAUUUCCUGUUACUGAAGUCAGGCAGAGACCUGGUGCAGCCGAAGGGACAUUGUUCUCAUACGGAGUCAAAGCAGAUGGGUUUGAUGAUCUGCUGAUCACCACCGAAGAGAGGCUUGCCCAAUUUUUGCUGCUCAGACCAACUUGA